Messenger RNA from Setaria italica (foxtail millet), 834 nucleotides. RefSeq lists its product as uncharacterized. NCBI's taxonomy places the organism in Eukaryota, Viridiplantae, Streptophyta, Magnoliopsida, Poales, Poaceae. The coding region runs from base 120 to 401 and encodes 93 amino acids. The record is from RefSeq and is a predicted model, not a curated record. The transcript has 3 exons.
UUAGGUGUCGACCGUCAAAGACGCAAGAGGGCGGCCACGCCAUGGCCUCGCAGGUCGCAGCUAUUUAACCUCGCCACAUCGUCCAGCCAAGAGUCAGACACGCUUCGGAGGUGGAAGCCAUGGCGAUGGCGAGGCUGACGGCCGGCCGGUUGCUGGUGAUCCUGCUCGCUCUGCAUCUCCUCGUCGCGUCCACUCAUGCAGCUCGUUUCACAAGGAGAUUCAGCGCGAGGAUGGUUGAGCUUGAGGCUCCGCCGUUGAAGGGUGCUGAAGAUACAGCAGAGGAUAACUGGAGAAGAAACGCAGUGGUUGAGGAGAUGUUUGGAAGGAUGGCUCUGCAGAUAACCGACUACCCUGGUUCAGGCCCAAAUGAUCGUCACACUCCCAAAGCACCGGGUCCAUGAUUUUGACAAAUACAAAUUAUGAGCUUUUGCUGAACUAUGACGACAUGUACAGAGAUUAGCAAGCCCAUCAUUAAUCGUCUAUCAGCUAGUAAAACAGUAGCAGCCUUCAAGUGUAAAUUUUUAGUGUGAACUUUUCGUUCAGAAAAUUUGUAGCAUAACAGUGCAGCUCCUGCCUGAAUUCUUGCAUAGUGGCACCAGUCCAUGGAAAUUCAUGGAAGGCUUUGGGUGCUUUCUAUUUGAGAGCAGGGAUCGAUGAAUAUAUCCUGUUACUUACUUCUGUAGUUGUAGAGUAAGAAUUGUACUAAGUAUGAACAAAGUAGCUGCAGAUUCUCUGCACAGUAAGCUACACACUGAACUUUGAGACCUUCAGCAGAACCUGAUCAGUUGUUCAGUUUUCUCAAAGAGUAAAAUACACCGGUGGUCCCUAAACUUA